AAAGGACCACAAGAAAAGAAACGGAAUUCAGCACUCAACAGUCAGUCUGUGCAUUCAUCAAUGUUUUUUUUAUAAGCUUUUUAUUUGCUCCUUUUUUUAUCAACAGCUAACAGCCUCUUCUCCCUUCUCCCCUCCUCGACAACAGAACAGAAUAUUGCUUCUUCUUCCAAGCCUUCUCUUCGUCCUUUGUCUUUCCACACUAACCCCCCCUCUCGUCUUUUCUUCGUAUGAUAAGAUUCAUUUAAUUUACAGAAGAGGAGGAGUAACAAGAAGAAGAAGAAGAGUACAAGAAUUCACUUCCUUCGAUUGAUCCAACGUUAGAUUAAUCUGUCUGGAACCCUAUUGUGGCAUCAUCAAUCUACAGAACCAUUCAUAUCACCCCGUCUCUCGUUUUUUUCUUUCAGUUUAUUGUUCUUCUACCAACCCAAGGGAAGAGAACCUGCACCGAGGAAGGAGACACGCCGUCUCUCUUUCUUCCCUCGUCAUUAUUUUUUUAAUUGCUAAAUGAUUGUCUGAGCAGAGCAGACUUGGUGAAUGAGCGUAGCGAUCGGCCAAGGGGAUCACAGAAAAGACCAUGGAGAGAUUCUUAUUAGCUGUGGACACCAUGGGAGCAAAUCAGGUGGGAGGAGGACAGACUCUCUUGGGCACCAUCAAAAUUGCUGUUCUGCCCAUUGCCAAAGUUUUUACCAUGUGCUUCUUGGGAUUUCUCAUGGCCUCCAAGUAUGUUAACAUCUUGCCUGCUAGUGGAAGGAAACUCUUAAAUGGGUUGGUGUUUUCACUUUUGCUUCCUUGUUUGAUAUUUUCUCAACUUGGACAAGCUGUCACUUUACAGAAAAUGUUGGAGUGGUGGUUUAUUCCCGUGAAUGUUGUUCUUAGCUCCAUCUGCGGCUCGCUAAUAGGGUUUAUUGUUGCAUCCAUUGUCCGGCCACCUUACCCAUUCUUCAAGUUCUCAAUUGUACAAAUCGGAAUUGGGAAUAUUGGGAAUGUGCCACUUGUUUUGAUUGCAGCUUUAUGUAGAGAUUCAUCUAACCCUUUUGGUGACUCGGAAAAAUGUAGCACAGAUGGGACUGCCUACAUCUCGUUUGGCCAGUGGGUUGGUGCAAUCAUUCUAUACUCAUAUGUAUUCAACAUGUUGGCACCUCCUCCGGAAGGUACCUUUGAUCUUGAUGAACCGAAUCUUCCCAUCAAGAAGCCAGCCAAAGAUGCUCCCAUGGAGGAAGUCCCAUUGCUUGCCCAGGAGGAGGCACCGGCAGAACCAGAUGCUCCAAAGAGAGGGAAGAUCAAACAGGUUCUUGUCUUUGUCUAUGACAAGUUGAAGCUCAAGCAAAUUCUUCAGCCCCCUAUCAUUGCUUCGAUCCUAGCUAUGUUCCUUGGUGCAGUACCGUUCUUGAAGCAAUUGAUCUUUACAACUGAUUCUCCCCUUUUCUUUUUCACUGACAGCUGCAUUAUUCUUGGGGAGGCCAUGAUUCCAUGCAUUUUGCUGGCACUAGGAGGCAAUCUCGUUGAUGGACCUGGAAGUUCUAAACUUGGGUUUCGGACAACUGCUGCUAUUAUUUUUGGUAGGUUGGUUUUGGUGCCACCUACUGGACUCGGCAUUGUUAUGUUGGCUGAUAAGCUUGGCUUCCUUCCUGCUGGUGAUAAGAUGUUCCGGUUUGUUCUGCUUCUGCAGCAUUCGAUGCCUACAUCUGUCCUUUCUGGUGCUGUGGCCAACCUAAGAGGAUGUGGAAGAGAAGCUGCUGCUGUCCUAUUCUGGGUUCAUAUUUUUGCUAUUUUCUCAAUGGCUGGAUGGAUUGUCCUUUAUCUGAACCUACUCUUCUGAAAGUGCUGAUCAAGCCAUUGCUGACAUAGAGCUAUCUUCAGUUGCAAUUUCUAUUACUGCCUGCUCGGGUCGAUAGCCAAGUAGAUGACCAAAAACUUGAAAUAACUCUUCUUUUUGUGAGACUCAAGCCUGAGACCUCUUGAAGGGCGGGUGGACAUCGGCACCAAUUGUUGGCAUAGCCUAUGUUUAUAAGAUCUGCAGGAAGGAGCUCCGGAGUACUCAUUUAAAUUUAAUUUGAUUCUGUUUUUCAUCCAUCAGCUGCCAUAACAUUCUUAAUGCUUCUCUCUUUAGUUAAUUUUUUCUGUAUUUCCGUUCCUGUAAAGUAUUUAGUUACGAGAACCACAUUGAAGUGUAUGGCGAUGAGACCGGUUUCCCAAUCAAGUUAUGCCAGCUUAAGCUUGGAUAUCCUCCACGAGGUUUAUGGGUU
Populus euphratica (Euphrates poplar) is the source of this 2246-nucleotide messenger RNA. RefSeq lists its product as uncharacterized. The transcript has 11 exons. Gene Ontology annotation, biological process: endoplasmic reticulum to cytosol auxin transport. Gene Ontology annotation, cellular component: membrane. The record is from RefSeq and is a predicted model, not a curated record. Bases 575 to 1819 code for a protein of 414 amino acids. NCBI's taxonomy places the organism in Eukaryota, Viridiplantae, Streptophyta, Magnoliopsida, Malpighiales, Salicaceae.